Molecule: messenger RNA, 981 nt
Organism: Chara braunii
Lineage: Eukaryota; Viridiplantae; Streptophyta; Charophyceae; Charales; Characeae
Source: the annotation of a GenBank genome assembly
CGGCAACUGGAAACAGGAUGACACGAUGGUUGUCUCCCCCGACUUAUACCAGCGGUCCAGAGAUGUCAGUAGACGUAAAGGAUGGGGUGUCGGUCGUCCUCCCGGAAGAUGGGGCGUGGACGGACCUUGAACCAGCAUAUCAAACCGUGAUGCUGGAUGGGAAAGACGCGUUCCUAUGGAUAGAGACGGUAUGGGCUAAUGUUAGCUUGACAAGGUUGUCACCAAGUUUAAUGGAUUUGGAGUUCCGGGGAACAGUGGAAGCUCGGGGGUGGGUCUACUUGUCACAAGAUGGGGAGAAUGUUAUGGUCAUAGAAUUGACACUCGAGAAUACGCCGGACGAAUUGUUUAAGAAGGCGGAAACGGAGGUCGUGUGGGCUGCGUGUCAGCGAAGGGAGAUGGAAAUGGAAAGGGUAAAUGUGCGGGUGGAACUUGGGGAUAGAGGAAGCAUGAGGCGACCCGUAAGAACCAUGCGAUGUGUGCUGCCUCCCUUCCUAGUGGAUGCGGUUUUCGGAACUCGGAGCAGGCUAGUACGGGUAUGUCAGUCCAUGAUGAACCUCGGGCUAUAUCAAUGCGCUAGGCAGGAUUUCUUUCGGUUGUCAGUAGAAAUGGGGUCGUUUGAGGGAAACUGGGCGGACGAACUGGCCGAGAUACUAAGCUGUCUUAGCUUAGACAAUAUCUAUGUCUCUAGCCCUGUGCAUUGGGGGAUAGUGUAUAGAAAUGUGGCAAUAGGGGAGACAUUUCUGGAGGGGGUGAAAAAGUUGUUCUACGACAGAGAGGACGAUUUCGGUGAUGAGGACGAGGAUGAGGAGAUAGAGGAUUGGGACUUCUGAGAGGAGUGGGGAAACUUAACUUAGGGAGGACGGGUGGUCUGGUAUUGUGCAGGGAAGGGGAAGAUGACUAGAGAAGAAAGGAUGAUGGAAUACCCCUUCAAAGGCUGGAAACCACGGCGACUCAGAGGAGGAAUGAAAAUGCCUAUACCAA